AUGGUUUGGCACACAUUCUUCACUACAAGGGACAGUGUUUUGGCCGGAGGUCGAAAGUCAAACUUCAUGCUGGCAUACAGAUCGCCAGUCGACAGAUGGCGCACGCGGUGUGAGCACCGAUGCUGUUUGGACUGCGGGGAGAACGGACGCUGCAACCUGCUGGAUAAGAUCGCGGUGUGUGAGUGUCGGGCCCGAUACGUUGGGGACAGUUGCGAGACCCGCCUGCCCGAACCCGUCAAAGAUGUUGUGGAGAAAGAGAACACGUGGUACAUGUGGGUGGUUGGCGCAUGCGUAGGAACUUUCGUCAUGCUCCUAAUCGGCACAGUUGUCACCCUUUACUACAUGUGGAGACACAGAGUUGUCCUUGUCAUGAAGAUUGUGCACUAUUUUCAAGCUUAUGAGGAGGACGACCAGAAGAAAUGGGACGCGUUCGUCUCGUACCGGUCCCACCCGACAGAGGAAGACUUUGUCCUCAACACGCUCUACCCCAAACUGGAGAAAGAACUCGGAUUCACGCUCUGCCUCCACUUCCGGGACUUUGUACCCGGAGAAACUAUCUCUAACAACAUCAUCAAUGCCGUGGAUGGCUCUAGAAGGACGAUUUUGAUUCUCACGCCGCGCUAUAUCGAGAGCGAGUUCACGAGAUUCGAGUACGAGAAAGCCCAGCAAGAAAUGAUGAAGCGGAAACACCGAAUCAUUCCAAUCGUGCUCGAAGACAUUUCCCGCCUCUCGUCCAUAAUGGACAAGAGCUUGAAAGCUAUAAUUAGCGCAGUGACGUAUUUGGAGUGGCCAAUGGAAAGCGAUUCAAAGAAAAUCGAUAAAUUCUGGAAGCGGUUACAACUUUCACUACCAAAGAAGAAGGUCGCAGACACUGAGCCGACCAACUGCAGGCUGUAUAACACAUCUGGAAAACCAUUUGAAGAUGUCUAA
This is a messenger RNA of Dreissena polymorpha, 930 nucleotides long. RefSeq names its product interleukin-1 receptor accessory protein-like. Bases 1 to 930 code for a protein of 309 amino acids. NCBI's taxonomy places the organism in Eukaryota, Metazoa, Mollusca, Bivalvia, Myida, Dreissenidae. The record is from RefSeq and is a predicted model, not a curated record. The transcript is spliced from 6 exons. Gene Ontology annotation, biological process: toll-like receptor signaling pathway; immune response. Gene Ontology annotation, molecular function: transmembrane signaling receptor activity. Gene Ontology annotation, cellular component: membrane.